AUGUCAGAUUUUGAUAAAUCCGUCUCGUAUGGGACGACAUCAUCUCCUCUUCCUCGAAAUGGCCUCGAAACUUCACAAAUCGACCCGUCAAGCGGUGUCAAACGUGCGCUUAAAACUCGACAUCUCUCCAUGAUGGCUCUGGCAGGAAUCAUCGGGCCAGGACUCCUCGUCGGCUCAGGAGGCGCUCUUUAG
Molecule: messenger RNA, 192 nt
Organism: Hymenoscyphus albidus
Lineage: Eukaryota; Fungi; Ascomycota; Leotiomycetes; Helotiales; Helotiaceae
Source: the annotation of a GenBank genome assembly